Bolinopsis microptera is the source of this 2375-nucleotide messenger RNA. RefSeq lists its product as uncharacterized. The record is from RefSeq and is a predicted model, not a curated record. The coding region runs from base 66 to 1595 and encodes 509 amino acids. The transcript has 11 exons. NCBI's taxonomy places the organism in Eukaryota, Metazoa, Ctenophora, Tentaculata, Lobata, Bolinopsidae.
AGAUCAUGUAACUUGUGACGGUGAAGGAUUGACAAGUAUUAGCGAACCCGGGUUCAGCUACAACCAUGAACUGCGUGACCAAUGAGUAUCUUCAGCACCAGAACUCGUAUCUGGGACAGGUCAUGAACAAGGUUCAAAAGCAAAGGCGUCCAUCCAGGACGGGAUCCAAUCCGACACUAACGAUCAACAAGACGAAGUUGCAAGCUGCAGCAAAAGCUGUUAUGACUGACGACUCAUACAACAAGAAAAGUCACACUAGAUUCCAGUCUUUCAAGUUUACUGUUAAAACACUUCACUUCAUUCUUACGACGAUGGUCCUGUUUGUACCGGUUUGGAUUUUCUGUAUGCUCUGCAAAGUUCUCAGCUGUGGCUACUGGAGUCAGGUGUACUCUGAGUACUCAAUAGCCAUCAUCGGCUCCCGCUCUCCUCUAGCAGUUCACCUAGCCAGGCAUUUCAGAAGAAUGGGGUACACGGUGAUAGGUCUGGAGAGUAGGAGGUACAUGUGUGCUCCGCUGGCUUGGUCCAGAGCUUGUGACAAGUUCUACUGGCUUCCCGAUCCUCUUGAUCCUCCUGUAGGAGCAGGACCUGACGUCUAUGUGGAGGCGUUGUGGGGUAUACUACUGGACCUGAAACCAAACAUGCUCAUACCCCUCAACAGGUUCACCAGCUCCGAGGACCAGCAGGCGAUAGAGAAAGUUAAGGAUAUGGUAGACCUACUUAGUAUGGAACCUAUAGAGGUCCUGAAACUGACAGAUGUUAAUACAUUUUAUUCCCGAGCUUCGGACUCUAACUGCAAAACUCCCAUUUACAAGUUGAUAGGCGAAAGAGCAAAGAUAGAGACAAGAGGGUUCAGCAUUGAAGAUCACCCUUUUGUAUACAGAGUCUACCAGAAAAAUGUGUGGGGAGCCAAACUGAUAGAAACGCCUAAAUCUCCAAAAGACGUGAGCACAUUGGUUCAGCACGUGACGAGUCACACUCCCGUUCUCAGAGUGGAAAAGUUCGAGGAACCUGUGGUGUCCCUUUGUUCUCUUUAUGCAAACAGAAGGGCUAUUGCUCAUGCUGUGAGCAGGCGUGAGCACGACGUCAUCAGCACCGUAUCAGAUAGGAACACAGUCCAGAGGAUUACUGAAUGGUCCGAUAUAUUCGUCGAGAGAUACAAUGUGGAUAUCGAGGGUUGGCUUUCAUUUGAUUUCAUGAAGAGUAAGGAGGAUGGAGAGUGGUAUCCGAUCAACUGCAAACCUUGGAUCACGGACUCCUUCGCCCUCAUGCAAGACGUAUCUAAUGACAUUGUAGAGGGAAUAGAACUGACAACGAGAGGAAGAGAACAAGUAGAGGCAGUGAGAGCAGAAGAGGAGGCACAGAUAAGAUGCUCCGCACAAGACCUCAUCACCGGGUUUAGGAAACCACACAGACUCAUAUCUUGUAUUUUUAAUUUGAUCUCAAACAUUCCGCAUACAGACAUUUUAUUCAAGGCAUCUGAUCCCUUCCCGUUUUUUGCCAUGUACUUUAUAGACUUACCUAUGCAUUUGUGGUUAUAUUGGCGAACAGGAAAGGUUUGGCAAAAGAUUGAUUAUUUCAACAAUAUUGUACAAUAGCGAGUUCUUGAUCAUUGUAGUACUAGUAGUUUUGGGAAAAAUUUUUCAGAUGCAGACAAUUUUUAAUGAAUAUAUCUUUGAGAUGUAAGCUUACCUCUUCAAUGCUCUGUAAUUAUUUCAUCUCCUAAAUAAUUGAGGGGCGUGUUAGUAGUUGGCAUAUGUUUGCUCCGUAAGUGGUUAACGUCAUGGUACAUGUAUUUACUAAAACUUUGGUGCGUCAUUCUGUAGGGUUUAAAUACUUCAGCAGCUUAAAUGGCUUAAUGGAUAAAGGAAAUGACGUUAGUUUGGGGCGUUCUCGAUGAGGCAUUUGUGGUAAUUUUAAUAGCUGAUAAAAGAACUUUUAAAAGGAGAGAUUUAUAUAUUAAUGGGUCUCUAUCUCCAUUGACCAUCUUGUUUUCUCUUUUUUUUUCGUCUGCCAUUUUAUUCUUUUAUCACAUUUAACAAUAAUUGCGUUGUCGUUAUUGACUAUAACAGUCAUUGGAUCAAAUUCUCCUGUUUAGUGUUCCUAAAGAUUUGUGCCCUUGAGGUGUUUGACAUUUCUUGCUUAAAUAUGGACGGUGGCUAUAUAUAGUUUUACCUCACAAGUCACACAUUGCGAUCCAUUUGGAAACUUACGAUUUGAGCGUAAAAACUGAAGUUCAAAAUCGUGAAUCAGGGAAUCGUGCACCACAUACUUAGCUUAGCACUCAAUUAGUUCAUAUUUAGUGAAGUUAUAAUUUGUAAAAAUUAUUCCUGGCAUAGAAUCGGUAUAUAAUUAGCAUUUUCGUUACACCAUUUAUU